Messenger RNA from Protobothrops mucrosquamatus (brown spotted pit viper), 2786 nucleotides. Its product is annotated as ubiquitin carboxyl-terminal hydrolase CYLD-like. The transcript has 12 exons. Gene Ontology annotation, cellular component: cytosol. Gene Ontology annotation, biological process: regulation of mitotic cell cycle; positive regulation of extrinsic apoptotic signaling pathway; protein K63-linked deubiquitination. Bases 1 to 2454 code for a protein of 817 amino acids. The record is from RefSeq and is a predicted model, not a curated record. NCBI's taxonomy places the organism in Eukaryota, Metazoa, Chordata, Lepidosauria, Squamata, Viperidae. Gene Ontology annotation, molecular function: cysteine-type deubiquitinase activity; K63-linked deubiquitinase activity.
AUGAAGCCACGGCGACUCUACAUAGCUGUGAAAGAUUUCACAGGGGAAGCCAGAGCAGGCGGAGACGUCAAGAUAUCCAGGGGUACUUUACUAAGCCAGGAAGAUGCCCGUGGGGUCUCCCCUGAUGGAACAUUUUGGGCCAAGGUCUUGGAUGCAGAAAAGUUGGUCCGGGUACCACCACUGAUGGCCAGAGAACUGAGCGGAGCCCAGUCUGGUUUGCUGGAAGCUGUGACCCACGGAGACGAACGUCUGGCACUCUUUAAGCAGGGGCGGUUGAUGGAUAAACUCAGUGCCCUGGGGAAGGGUGACCGAGUGAGGGUCCAGAUCACCUCUGCUUCUGGGCAGAAAGUUCCAGGCAUUAUCCGAUACCGAGGACCCAUAGACAAGAGCAAGCAAGAUACCAGCAUCAUCUUUGGGGUGGAGCUGGUGGGCUCAGCCGCCGGGAAGGGUUUUACAGAUGGCUCCUUCAAAGGCCAGAAGUUCUUCUCCUGCCGUGAGAACUGUGGCGUCUUUGUACCCAUCAGCCGGAUUGAGCCUGACAAAUCGGUGGAGGGUAGUCCAUCAGCACCUCGAAGAGGAGGCAUCCGGGAGUGUACAAGAGUCCAGCUUACAACAGGAGAUCCCUUGUCGUCCCCAGGGCUAACGGUUGGAGACCGGGUCUUUUUCAAGAUGGAAAGCAGCACCCCUACUGGCAGUGUGGUGUAUUGCAACCAUCUUCCAGGGAAAUUUGAAGCCGGAGUGUUUGUGGGGAUAUUUCUGGAUGAGCCUGUGGGAUCCUGGGAUGGUUACUUCAAAGGCAAACCUCUCUGUCAUUUUCCAUCACCCAAAUAUGGGAUUUUGCUCCCCAUUUUCAAGGUGCAUAAAGAACAAGUUGAUAAAAGUCAAGAGGUCCUGAACAGCAACUCCUCCACCCCUACCUCAGAUGAAUAUGAAGACUGCCCAUCCCCUUCCUCCAUCAGAUAUCCUCCACCAAGGAAGGAGUGUUCAUCCCAGAACUCUCCACCAUCAGCCCCUUCGUCAAAUUUGGAGGACCUCAAGGAAGAAGAAACACAGGUUUUUGAGAGAAAGAAGAAGAAAAGUGAGGCAGAAGAAUCCGAGGAGGACAGGGACAGCAGAGAAUAUGACUACCAUCUCUUAGAAAUCAAUUCCAUGGUGGAGGUUUAUAAUCCACCCAUCUAUGGUGUGAUACGUUGGAUCGGAGACCUACCAGAUGUAGAUGAGACGGUUGCUGGCUUGGAGCUGGAGGAACCACUACCAACUGGCUGUACAGAUGGACAAUACAGAGGGAUCCGCUAUUUCUAUUGCCAAACAAACAAAGCCCUCUUUGUCAAGCUGCGCCACUGCCAUCCUGACUCGCGUUUUGACACCUUGCAGAGUCCCGAAAAUCCUGUUUUGCGAUGCAACUCCCUGGACUUUCGGGUCUAUGCCAGUGUCAAGGUGGAAGAAGACACUCCACCACCGCCAUUGGGCAAUCAAGGUUUGGAACUUCUCUCAGGGUGGAAGAAGGGGAUCCAAGGUCAUUGCAACUCUUGCUACCUCGAUGCUACUUUGUUCUGUAUGUUCUCCUUUACUUCUGUGUUGGAUUCAAUGCUGCUACGCCCAACAGACAAGAACGAUGGGGAAUCUUACACCAAGACACGAGAUCUCUUGAGAACAGAGAUUGUCAACCCUUUGCGAAAGAAUGGUUAUGUGUGUGCCACCAAAAUCAUGGCCUUGCGGAAAGCUUUGGAAACAGCUGGGCACUCCUCUGGCUUCACCAGUGAAGAAAAAGGUUUGGGCCUGUGCAUGUCUGAAUGUGUGUGGGGGGAGGGGUUGCAUAGUAAGGCCCCUUCAUGCCUUAUCCUUCAGAUGCCUCGGAAUGGGAAGAACUUCAAAGCCUUUCGAACCAUCCAACCCAGCCUGGAACUUGACCUCACAGAUCUCCUGGAAGAAACUCCCCGUGAGUGUUCUGUAUGCCAAGGACUGGCUGUGAUGGAGUGUCCAGAUUGCUACCAGGAUCCUAGUUUUGGCAUGAGACACAUCAAGCAGUUCUGCAAGAUUUGCAAUCAGCAGGUUCACAAGCACCGGGCUCGACGGUACCACCAGCCCCGUCCACUGUAUCUGCCUGAGGAGCUUUCCCACUUUGGCUCUUUUCCAGAGACCGUCCCCCGUCAGACAAUGCAACUCUUUGCAGUUCUCUGCAUUGAAACAAGUCAUUAUGUGGGUUUUACCCGCCACGGCCCAGAUGCCCACCAGUGGCUCUUCUUUGAUAGUAUGGCUGACCGUGAGGGUGGAUUGAAUGGCUUUAACAUCCCUCGUGUCACACCCUGUUCCGAGGUAGCGGAUUACUUGGAAAUGUCCCCUGAAGCUCUGCAGGGCUUGAAUCCCAAAUCUUUGCCCUCUUAUGCCCGCCGCUUGCUCUGUGACGCUUACAUGUGCUUCUACCACAGCCCUUCCCUCAGCCUCUACAAAUAAAUGUUUGAAUGAGAGACAGGAGAUUUUAGAAGAGAGAGAAGUUAUGUGACUGCAGGGAUCCCAUGGCAGAUGUGGCUGGGAAAUCUGAGUGUUUAAACCAAAACCUUUGGAAGAAAUAACCUGAGAGAGCACUGAGCAAUUCAGAAACAAGGGCUAUAUAUUGUUACCUAGAACUUUUCAGAUAGACGCAAUAUUGGAAUCGGCUCUUCCUUCAGGACUAAUCUCAGUGAAAUAUUUAAAAACAUUAUAUGUAACAUCCCCUGACCACUCUUCACCAUUCAAAUUUAACGGCAUCCACUUUGAGCAGCUUACCAAAGGAUGUUUGGACGUUG